Molecule: messenger RNA, 4164 nt
Organism: Lodderomyces pseudojiufengensis
Lineage: Eukaryota; Fungi; Ascomycota; Pichiomycetes; Serinales; Debaryomycetaceae
Exons: 1
Coding region: 1-4164 (1387 amino acids)
Biological process (GO): transcription initiation at RNA polymerase I promoter; nucleolar large rRNA transcription by RNA polymerase I
Cellular component (GO): RNA polymerase I upstream activating factor complex
Molecular function (GO): RNA polymerase I general transcription initiation factor activity; rDNA binding
Source: RefSeq, a predicted model, not a curated record
AUGACAUUUGAUAAAGUAACGCUUUCCAAUCCAAUCAACGAGGAAAAGAAGUUAAAACCAAAUUCGGCAUCUCUGAAACAACAGAUAUCCACUUCAUCAUCAGAUAAAUCAAUAAAUGAAUCAGGCACAAAUAUAUUAAAUAGCAAGGCACUGAGAAAGAGGAAGGGAGAAGGAUAUGAUAAGAAUAAUGCACAUCAAUCAAAACCGAAUAAGAAGCAAAAGUUAAAACAUGGUUUAGCUAAAGUAAAAACUAAUAAAAGUAAACAUGGGUCAAAACUUAUUGUGAAAUUAGAUCAUAAUUCGGCAAGUCCUAAAAAACUGAAGUCAUUGACUAAGUCUGAUACAUUGGGUUCAAGUCCUAUCAUCAAACAACAUAGUGCAGAGACGUCACAAGAGACGAUUGUCAAGUCAUCGCAACCAGUUUCUUCGCAAAACAACAACUCCAAUGACAAUCAUCAAUCAACCGAUACACAAAGUAAUAAUCAAAAAGAAAAGAAUAAAUUGAGAAGACUACGACGGAAAGAAAAAUAUAAAGAGAAGAAGAAGUUGGAGAGUCAUCAAAAUGAAAGAGGUUCACCCAAUUUGAAUCAAACAUCACUACUACAAUCAAUCGUGAUAAAUUCACCUCAAAGCUCCCAAAAGUCACAAAACUAUAAUUCUGGUCAGGAAACAAGAGUUUCAAAUGGCACGAAGAAAGACUUUAGUGUUAAAAGUUUAGAUAAAACUCAGAAAGUACGAAAUCGAAUAAAGUCACCUCGAAAUAAUAAGUCAAUUAACUCUCAUGUCAGCUCAAAAAAUGGGGAAAUAAGUUUGUCGAAACAUUCUGGAACGGAUGAAUCAAACGAAUAUCUGGAAAAUGCAUCUCACCCAGAAUCUCCUAUUUCCUCACCUAAGAAGAAACAUAAAAAACUGAAAAAGCAGAAUCUAGACUUAAAGGGCCAUUCCACCAAUAAACUGAAGAUUAUUUUACCCAAGUCAAAUCAAAGCUUUCUGAUUAGUUCAUCAAACGAACAAUCGGUAUCGCAAUCAUCGAAAGAUGCGUUAAAGUCAGUUUCAAAGGAUGAACUGAGUGGUCCAAAAUCUAUUGAUUUGGAAUCACAAGUCACAGAUCUACAGACAAAUGGGCAUAAUUUGAUAACAGAUGAUCAAAAAAUACUUGAUAACAGAGACAGUGCGUCAGUUAUCGAGUUCAACCGACAAAUACAAAAGCAGGGAAAUGUCUUAACUAAUUUGAAAAUUGAUAAUACUAAUAGUACGGACAACAAUGAAAAUAAGAGACCAGGAUACGAUUCGGAUUUGGAGAUGACGGAAAUCAACGGUCCCGAGGACGAUGUAGAAAUUGAACAGUUAGAUGUUGAUGGAUCUAAACCAGAUGGAAGUAUUGAACAAGAAGUCAUACCUGAAGUUCAAGAAACGACAAAAGAACUGACCGAGUCAUCAAUAUCCAAAAAGUUGGAAAAGCAAUUAAAGAAAAUUCAAACUUUGGAACUGAAUUUAAAAGAUUAUAACUCAGAAAUUGAUAUAAAUAAAUAUGAACAAAUUUUUGAUGACUUAUUUUUAAUUAAAUCAAAAUUACAAAAAAAGCUAAAUAAAAAUCAAAUUUACGCUGAUGAAUUUUCAAAUUUAACAAAUCAAAACUUACUGCUUUUACCAAUUUAUCAUCCAUUUAUUUCUAUGAUUAAUACAAAAUUUGAAAAUUUUGAAAACAGUGAAAUUAUUAAAGAUAUAACUCAACGUAUUGAAAACAUUAGAAUCGAAUUAAGUGAAUCAAAUUUUAAAAUUAGUGAUACAACAAAUGCAUUACAAAGUUUGUACGAUUUAAAUGUUCAAUAUCAACAAGAAGUAAAUACCUUAUUUAAUUCGGUGGAUAAACCAUUUAUCAACUUAACUAUUCCGAUUGAAAAUACUUCAAUCUUACCAAUGAUGAAUCCGGUUGAAAAUCAAGUUGACCAAUAUCAGGAAGUAAAUCAAGACGAAUUCAAUGAAGAACAACAUCCAAAAUUAAUUCAAGACGAAUUUAAUGAAGACAAAUUAAAUAACUCGCAUCAAAUUGACCAAAACAGAUCAGAAACUGAAGACCAUUUACUUGAUAAAAGAGGAAGCGUCUUAAGAGAAGAAAUUGUACAACAAAUACAAAAUCAAGAAAAUACAUUAAACUCUGAAAAGAAUAUCCAUAAAGAUCAAGAUGAAUUGAAAGAACUUGAAUCCUCUUUCAAACCCAAUCAAAAUUAUAUUAAUUUUUAUAAUAAAGAAAUUAAAGAAUUUUUUAAUUUAUCAUCAAAUAAUUCAUCAAUAUCAUUAAAUUCACUGAAUAUUACAUGUGAUGGAUCAUAUCCUACAUCGAAAUCACAACCAGGUUCAACUUGGUCUUCAAAAGAUAAAAAUUUAUUUUUUAACUUAUUAUCAAGAUAUUCAAUUCAUCAAUUAGAUCUAAUAAGUGAAAUUAUGAAAAAAUCUUCAAUAGAAAUUAUGAUAUAUUAUAAUUUAUUAAAAAAUCAAUUAAAAAUUUUAAAACAAGAAGAUAAAAAUUUUAAAUUAUUAUCUAUGAAUGAUAUUCCUUUUGCUUUUGAAAUUCUGGAAGAAUUUACUGAAUUUGAAGAUGAACAAAGUAAAUUUAUUGAACGUGGGGAAAAUUCCAUUGAAAAUAAAGAUCAACAAACGGAUAUAUCUGAAGAGAUUGAGGUUGAAAAUGUAACUAAAGAAACAGAAUCAACAAACAUUGAUUCAAUCGAAGAAGAAGAAUUUAUUAAUGUGGAUAGAUUAUUAAUGAUAACUCAUUUUCAAAAAAUUGAUAAAGAAGCUAAGGGAGAAUUCACAAAAUUAAUUAAAUUAAUAACAAAACAAAUAAUUUUAAAUAUUUUAAAUUCAAACAUAAUUUCUAAAUUAGAUUUAGAAAAAUCAUCAAAUAAAAUAUAUCCAAUUAUAGAAAUUUCUCAUAUUUAUAGUGCAAUAAGAGAUAUUUCAAAAAAUCCAGAUUAUGAAUUUAAUUUUAUAAAUAUUUUAAAAAUUAUAAAAAGAGAUAAUGGAAUUUUUAAUAAUUUAAAUGCUUGGUCUAAAAAAAUUGGUGAUUUAUUUUUUGAAAGACCUUUAUUUUAUAAUUCAAAUUUAAUUGGUAAAUUAAAAAUUGAAGAAGAUAAAAAUUUUUCAAAAAGAACUACAAUUCAUGAAUUAAGGAAAAAUCGAAAUCAGACUAAAAGUUCCUCAUCAAAAUUACAAAAAGAUAUAGAAUUAGAAGAACAAUUAUUUAUUGAAGAAACUUUACGUUUAAAUCAAUCUGAUAUUAAUGCACUGAAAGAAUAUGAACAGGAAUUGAUUCAAAAAUUAUUGGAAAAUAAUGAAGAUGAACAACAUGAUGAUUCAAAUUUAGAAAAAUUGAGACAAAUUUUGGUGAAGAACAAAAAUGGAUCUAGAGCCGAAGAAGAAGAUGGUGAAGAAGAGGAAGAACAAUUUGAUAAUGAUGAAUAUGAAGAUGAAGAACUUUCAAAACUUUUAUCCGAUAUUGGUGGUGAUACAUUGGAAGAUUAUUUGAGAAAAUUUAAUUAUAAAUUUGCAUUGUACUCAGCAGAUGAAGAUGAUUUAGUGAUUAGUUUAAAUGACUCAAAUGAUCACGAUGAAGAAAAUGAGGCAAGUGAUAAUGAUGUUGAAAUUGUUGAUGAUUCAAUCGAGAGACAAUCUAAUGGAGAUGAUAGUAGUGCUAAUGAGGAAAAUGUCAAAAAAGAGGAUGUCAAUAAAAGUCAAUCAAACAAUGAUAAAUCGAUUUCAAACAAAUCGAAUGAAGUUCAAGAAAUAUUGGAUGAUGAUGUUGAAGCUGGUUCAGAUUCAUCAAAUUCAAUUGGUGAAGAUUCAAAUGAUUAUAAUUCAAGUGAUGACGAUUCAUCAAAUUCAGUAUUGAGAAAAGCAAAGAAAACUGAAUCAAAAUCAAAAAUUAAUAAUCAUAAUAAUACGAAUGAGAAUGAUCAUUUGGAUUCAAAUUAUGAGGAUACUUAUAUGUCAAACUUUGAAAGUGAUGAUGAAAAGUUCAACAAGAAUAAUGAAUUUGAGGUUGAAUUUGAUAUUGGAAAUGAAAAUUCAAAUUCAAAUUCAAAUGAAUUGGAAUUUGAAAUUGAACCAGAUGAAAUUGAUGUAGAUAGUUUUUUUAUUAAAGAAUAUCCGGAUUCUACAUAA